GUCGGCCAUCAAUUCCAAAUUACCAACAAGAAGUUACCAGAAUCAUGCAGGCGAUUCCCAAAGGGAAACCAAAUUGCUUCAUGGAGAGCAGAGAGGGAAAAAAGGCAAGAAGUGGGUUUGUUCCGCCUGAUACUUGCCGCGUUCGCACCGCCGAGGAGGCGAAUAAGAAGGGAUUGCCUUGUUAGAGAAGCUGGGAGAUAGUAGAAUUGAGUUGGGAAGCUAUUUCCCCGCAUUCUAUGGUGGAGGUUUAACGACGACUCACCGGAAUAAUCCUCCGGCACCGAGCUGAAGUUAAACACAAGUUUUCAUGAGAUCGUGUACUUAAAGCACCAAUACAGUAACAGUGGCCUUCUCUUGGCGAAACUGAAAUAUGCAUCGAUCUUGCAGCAAGCCAGCGUAGCAAAUUUUGCAGACCACUUUCUUGCCCACCCAUCAAGAAUCUGGAAGAGUGGACUCAAGAUUCUACGGACUCGUUUAUCUGUUAUGAUCAGCACUUUUUCAUCAGACGUCAUCCAGUAAGCUUAUGUUGUGCUUAUCAGCUUUUGAAACAGUCGAGUAUCUAUUCACUUCAGUGCACACUGAGAGAGGGCUGCUGCGUGCUCAAACUAAGGUUGAUGAAAAUGUCCCUGUCUCCAUGGCUCGCAUUAUGUUGUACUCGUGCCUGUCAGUUCCCUGAUGAAUCAAGUUCUAUUUUGGUCGCAAUUGAAUGGCUGGAAUUUAUAGUCUUGUCUCCCUGCUACCAGCACGUCCUGCUUUCCGCCAUUGAUUUUAUCUUCUUAUUCACCCUUCUAAUCUCUUCCAUCAAACGUCUCUGCCUAAGAUUCAGUUCCAAUGGCAAUUCCAGUUCUUCCACCAAUAGACCUCUUCUUGAAGAGGAAAGGUCUUAUGUCAAACUCACCCUUUGGUUCAAACUAUCUCUAUUUGCUGUGGUUCUGUUGGUUAUAUGCAACACAACGUCUCUUUGUCUCUUGGCUAUCAGACAAAGUUCCAGCUCAUCAUGGAAGAUCACAGAGGCUGUGUUUAGAACCACUCAAGUAGUAACCUAUAUGGUAGUUCUAAUUCUGAUUGGACAUGAGAAGAAAGUCCGAGCAGUUACUCAUCCUUUGUCCUUGAGAAUUUAUUGGAUUGCCAAUUGCAUUAUCAUGAGCAUAUGUUCUCUGUCAGCCAUCAUCCGAUUCUUUUCUUUCAACCAAGGAAUUGAUCCUGACCUUAAGAUGGAUGAUAUGUUCUCUUUGGCCAGCUUUCCUUUGUAUAUUUUCCUAUGUGUAGUUGCUUUCCGGAGGUCUUCUGGUAUAAUCCUGAUUAGGGAGUGGGUUAAAAAUUCUAAAAAAUUGGAGUCUAAUAUCAGUGACUUUGCUUCAGCUUCUUGGUUUUCUAAAGUUGUGUGGCUUUGGAUGAAUCCGAUAUUGAGUAAAGGACAUAAAAAUCCUCUGAAGUUGGAUGAUGUACCAACCCUUCCUCUUGAUCACCGAGCUUAAAGAAUGUCAGAUAUCUUCGAAACUUAUUGGCCUCAACCACAGGAGGAUUUGAAGCAUCUAGUGGGAGUCACAUUACUCAAGUGCUUCUGGAAGGAACUUGUUUUCACCGGCUUCCUUGCAGUGGUUAAGUCAAUAGCAUUGUAUAUUGGUCCUGUCCUCAUUCAAGGUUUCGUUGAUGUGACAGAUGGACAGGGAAGCUCGGCAUACGAAGGAUACUAUCUGCUUUGUAUUCUCCUGAUUUCGAAAACAAUUGAAGUCCUUAGUACCCACCAUUUCGAUUUUCAUUCUGGAAAACUUGGGAUGUUAAUAAGAUCAAGCCUCAUGACUACUGUGUUCAAGAAAGGUCUUCGAUUAUCAUGUUCCUCUAGGCAAGCUAAUGGGGUUGGAAAGAUUGUGAACCACAUGGCUGUAGAUGCUGACCAGGUGGCUGAAAUGAUGUCAAACGUGCAUGACAUAUGGUUAAUGCCUUUACAUAUUGCUCUUGCUUUAGUCCUAGUCUAUGCUUACAUGGGAGUCUCCACAUUUGCAGCAUUAGCUGCAGUUGUUGCAGCUUUAACUUAUUCUGUGAUGAGUACCCAUAAGACUAACAGUUACAUGAACAGUGUGAUGGAAGCUCGUGAUGCCAGGAUGCGAGCGACAAAUGAGAUGCUUAACAAUAUGCGUGCAAUCAAGUUCCAAGGUUGGGAAGAGCAUUUUAGCAAGAAAGUCCAAUCUUCUAGGGACCAAGAGUGUAGUUGGCUUAUCAGGUUCAUGAACACUUCAUCGGUUACCCUGGCUGUGAUAUUUAAUGCUCCUUAUGUGAUAUCAGCUCUCACUUUAUCAGCUGCAAUAUUGUUAGGUCUCACCCUUGAUGCAGGGACGGUAUUCACAUUAAUAACACUGUUAGGAGUAUUAGAAGAGCCGAUUCGCACCUUUCCAGAUGCGUUAAUCUCCUUCUCCCAGGCAAUAAUUUCUCUUGAAAGGUUAGACCUUUACCUGACUAGUUCCGACUUGGAUGGAUCAGUGGAAAGAGAAGAAGAAUGUAGUGAUAAUUCUAGUGUGAAGGUUCAACAGGGUAAUUUUUCUUGGGAUGAUAAUGGUGAUGAGAAAAUAUUGAUUGAUAUAAAUUUGGGGAUCCAAAAAGGGGAGCUUGUAGCAAUUGUUGGGACUGUAGGAUCGGGAAAGUCUUCCUUAUUGGCUUCAAUUCUUGGUGAAAUGCACAAAAUCACAGGGACGGUCUUGGUCAGUGGCACUACUGGGUAUGUGGCACAAACUCCAUGGAUCCAGCAUUGUACAAUUGAAGAAAACAUAUUGUUUGGUUUGCCAAUGGAUAGAGAAAGAUAUCAGGAAGUGUUGAGAGUUUGCUGCUUAGAGAAGGACUUGGAAAUGAUGGAGUUUGGCGACAAGACUGAAAUUGGUGAGCGAGGAAUCAAUCUCAGUGGUGGUCAGAAGCAACGGAUACAGUUGGCCAGAGCUGUGUAUCAAGAUUGUGAUAUCUAUUUUCUUGAUGAUAUAUUUAGCGCUGUUGAUGCUCAAACUGGAUCCGAAAUCUUCAAGGAAUGUGUGAGGGGAAUCCUUAAAGACAAAACUAUUUUACUAGUAACCCACCAAGUGGACUUUUUACAAUAUGCAGAUCUCAUAAUGCUGAUGCGAGAUGGGAUGAUUGUACAAUCUGGGAAGUACGAAAACCUUCUGAAAUCUGGCAUGGAUUUUGGAGCUCUUGUAGCUGCUCAUGAAAACUCCAUGAUGUCAGUAAAUAUGAACAACUCCACAACUGGAGAGUAUACUCAACAAACACAGCAGAGUUCUGAAAAUUCUUUGGUCCAAGUAAAACCAAAUGGGGAAAGCAUUCAUUCGGAUCCUGAAGAUGGAUAUUCUGAAUUCUCUUCUGAAGAUGACUACUCAAAGCUCAUUGAAGAAGAAGAAAAAGAAACUGGUCAUAUUACCUGGGAACUGUAUACGCAGUACUGCACCAAAGCAUAUGGAUGGUGGGGAGUAGCUAUCAUGGUACUAGUUACUCUUAUGUGGCAGUCAUCUCUAACGGGCAGCGACUAUUGGCUGGCAUAUGAAACCUCUCCUGGUCGUCCUUUUACCCCUUUGAUAUUUAUUAGUCUAUAUUGGGUCAUUAUAGGGGUUUCUUGUCUAUGUAUUCUGGCUAGGGCAUACUUUGUUUCACAUUUAGGUCUUGCAAUUGCACAACGUUUCUUCAACGAAAUGCUCCAAAGCAUUUUGCACGCCCCAAUGUCGUUCUUUGAUACCACUCCUUCCGGAAGAAUCUUAACUCGAGCAUCACAUGAUCAAGAAAAUGUUGAUGUCUACAUUCCGUUGUUCUUUGGCUUCACAGUUAUGAUGUACUUUACCCUGUUCAGUGUUUUCCUCGUUACUUGUGUCUUCUCUUGGCCAACUGUAUUCCUCUUGAUUCCACUGUUUUGGCUAAAUAUCUGGUACAAGGGUUACUACCUUGCAUCAUCUCGCGAACUGACUCGGUUGGAUUCUAUUACAGAAGCACCAAUUAUCCAUCAUUUCUCAGAAACAAUAUCUGGUGUGAUGACAAUUCGUUGCUUUAGGAAACAAGGAAUGUUUUGUCAGGGAAAUAUUGACAGGGUAAAUGCAAAUUUGAGAAUGGAUUUCCAUAACAUUGGGGCUGCUGGAUGGAUGGGCUUCCGGUUGGAAUUGCUUGGAAGUUUGAUAUUUUGCAUUGCAACAUUGUUCGUGAUCAUUUCACCAAGUGCUAUAAUAAAACCAGAACUUGUUGGCAUGUUUCUUUCCUAUGGACUUCCCCUCAAUUCAGUUCUGUUUUGGACCACCUACAUGGCUUGUUUUCUCGAGAAUCGGAUGGUUUCUGUCGAGAGAAUAAAGCAGUUCACUGAUACUCCAUCAGAAGCACCAUGGUGGAUCAUGAAUUUCAUUCCGGACCCUAAUUGGCCCAGCCAUGGCAACAUAGAGCUGAAGGACUUGCAGGCAAGUAACGGGAUGGUGAACUUUGGUAUGCAGGUUAGGUACAGACCAAAUACACCCCUGGUUCUGAAAGGAAUAACCCUCACAAUUCUUGGAGGUGAAAAGGUUGGCAUUGUGGGGCGCACAGGAAGUGGGAAGUCAACUCUCAUUCAAGCGUUCUUCAGGCUUGUCGAGCCUUCAGAUGGGACAAUAACCAUUGAUGGCAUUGACAUCACCAAGCUAGGCCUCCAUGAUCUCAGGUCCCGUUUGGGAAUCAUUCCACAAGAACCUGUCCUCUUUGAAGGGACAGUGAGAAGCAACCUCGAUCCAAUUGGAUUGUAUUCGGAUGAAGAGAUAUGGCAGAGCCUCUACCGUUGUCAGCUUAAAGAUGUGGUGACUGCUAAGCCUGAAAAACUCGACGCUUUAGUGGCUAAUGGUGGAGACAACUGGAGCGUUGGACAAAGGCAACUUCUUUGCUUGGGUCGACUUCUGCUGAAGCACCAUUGUAAGGUCAUAUUCAUGGACGAAGCUACGGCUUCAGUUGAUUCCCAGACCGAUGCUGUGAUUCAGAGGAUCAUUAGGGAGGAUUUUACAGCCUGCACAAUCAUUAGCAUUGCUCACAGGAUACCGACAGUCAUGGACUGCAACCGGGUGUUGGUUAUGGAUGAUGGGCUGGCAGAGGAAUAUGAUGAACCAGCUGCAUUGCUUGAAAGACCGUCGCUGUUUAAGGCACUGGUCCAGGAGUAUACAAGGCGAUCGACAGGGUUUUGAUUGGUAAUUAACUCUAAUUAUAUAGGUAGGUUCAAGACGGCUACCUAUCCUUGGAGAAUUCAGUUCCACAAACCCCGUUGUUACUCCUCCAUGGAAGGGACGUAGGUAGAUAGAUCCAUCAACGCCUUUGUUUUGUUGACUCCAUUUGAGAAGAAAUUUUUGUCCAUGUUUGUGAAGAACCUUUAAUGUUUGUUCAACUUUUGCCUUCACAAGUUUGAUUUCAGUCAUAUUAUGUCUAUGUAAUUGCAGUUGCAGAUAGAACAACCUAUUAUGGUCUACUAAACUACAUGCAUUUUCGAUAUAUUUCCAGG
Linum tenue is the source of this 5476-nucleotide messenger RNA. The record is from the annotation of a GenBank genome assembly. NCBI's taxonomy places the organism in Eukaryota, Viridiplantae, Streptophyta, Magnoliopsida, Malpighiales, Linaceae.